Molecule: messenger RNA, 1194 nt
Organism: Cordyceps fumosorosea ARSEF 2679
Lineage: Eukaryota; Fungi; Ascomycota; Sordariomycetes; Hypocreales; Cordycipitaceae
Product: integral membrane protein
Exons: 1
Coding region: 1-1194 (397 amino acids)
Biological process (GO): lipid biosynthetic process
Molecular function (GO): oxidoreductase activity; iron ion binding
Source: RefSeq, a predicted model, not a curated record
AUGACGUCCGAGUCUUUUCCCGACUACACCCGCCUGCUGGCGACGGCCGGCCUCACCAUCACCCACUACAUCGUCGGCUCCGUCCUCUUCGACCUCGUCCACUGGCAAGCGCACCAGAAGUCGCGCAGCCCCCUCGUCCGCUGGCUCUCCCGCACGCACGCCGCCCACCACCAGUACUUUGACCGCCGCCUGCGCUUCCAGCCGCGCUUCCGCGCCGCCAACCUCGCCUCCCACAUGCCCCUCGAGUUCGCCUGCCAGGCGCUCGGCAGCACCGCCAGCUGGCUGCUCCUCCGCCGCCUCUACCCGGCCGCCGCCGCCUACGACCUGCUCAUCGUCAUGGUCGUGCAGGUCAUCCGGACGAGCGUGGUGGCCUGGAACAUGGGCCACGACUCGAACCACAUCCCGUACGAGGUGGUACCCAAGGAUAGGAACCACAUGAUUGUCGGGCCAGAGUACCAUGUGCUGCACCAUAUUGAUCCGCAAAACUACUUUGGCUCCAUGGUGCGCGUGGUUGACGUGCUCUUUGGCACCGCGACGACGCUCCGAGGGCGCCGCGUGGCGAUGACGGGCUCGCAGGGCGCGCUGGGCAAGGCGCUGACGGAGGUGCUCCGGAAGCAGGAGCGCGUCGCCUCCGUGACCCCCCUCCGGCACGGCAUCGAGUGGACCCCCGACGACCUCGGCAAGCUCGCACCGCUCCUCGCGGAGACGGACGUGCUGGUGCUGUGCCACGGGACCAAGGACGCGGCCUCCGCGCACGCGGUCAACUGCGCGGCCACGGUGGCCAUCGUCGAGCUGUUCAGGCGCGUGCGGACGCGUGCCGGCGCGGAGCUCAUCCCGGAGGUGUGGUACGUGGGCAGCGAGGCGGAGCUGCACGGCGCGAUGCCGGGCGACGGCGAGGCCAUGAAGGCGUACGCGGCGUCGAAGCGCGCCUUCGUGCCGUUCGCGCGCGCGUAUUACGAUGAUGAGGAUUUCUUGUACAGGCACGUGGUGCCGGCGGCGUUUCAGUCAAAGAUGGGCUCGGCGGUGGUCGGCGCGGACUGGGCGGCCCGGGUCGCGGUGUGGUGGAUCCGGAGGGGAGCGCAGUACGUGCCGGUGACGUACACGGGGCUCGCCUUUGUAAACUACUUUCGUUUCAUGUACUGGGUCGCGGCGACGCCGGCCGGCUCUCCGAAGACGCACAAGUUGACCCAGUGA